Molecule: messenger RNA, 12709 nt
Organism: Caretta caretta (loggerhead turtle)
Lineage: Eukaryota; Metazoa; Chordata; Testudines; Cheloniidae
Gene: DOCK5
Product: dedicator of cytokinesis 5
Biological process (GO): myoblast fusion; small GTPase-mediated signal transduction; cell migration
Cellular component (GO): cytoplasm; plasma membrane
Molecular function (GO): guanyl-nucleotide exchange factor activity; small GTPase binding
Source: RefSeq, a predicted model, not a curated record
CCGCUGCCGCGCUGAGCCGAGCCGCCGCCCGGGGAGCGCCCGGCCGCCCGCCCGCCAGCAUGGCCCGCUGGGUCCCCACCAAGCGGGAGAAGUACGGGGCCGCAAUCUACAAUUAUGAGGCUGUCCAAGAUGUGGAGCUCUCCUUGCAGGUUGGUGAUACGGUUCACAUUUUGGAGAUGUAUGAAGGUUGGUACAGAGGAUACACCCUCAGGAAUAAAUCGAAAAAGGGCAUCUUCCCCAAAACUUACAUUCAUUUAAAAGAAGCAACUGUGGAAGACCGAGGACAACAUGAAACAGUGAUUCCAAGUGAACUGCCCCUUGUUCAAGAACUCACUUCCACGCUGAGGGAGUGGGCAGUUAUCUGGCACAAGCUGUAUGUGGACAACAGGAUGACACAAUUUCGGCAUUUACAGCAAAUGACCUAUUGCCUGAUAGAAUGGAGAUCGCAGAUACUCUCUGGGACCCUUCCCAAAGAUGAGUUGGCAGAACUCAAGAAGAAGGUCACUGCGAAAAUUGACUACGGCAACAGGAUUUUAGGGCUGGAUCUAGUGGUGCGAGAUGACAAUGGAAACAUCCUGGACCCGGAUGAAACCAGCACGAUCACUCUCUUUAAGUCCCAUGAGAUGGCAUCCAAAAGGAUCGAUGAAAGGAUCCAAGAGGAGAAGUCUCUGCAACAGAAUGUAGACCUCCGAGGGCAGCCAGUAUUCAACUCAACACACACCUAUGGCCUGUAUGUGAACUUCAAGAACUUUGUCUGCAACAUUGGAGAAGAUGCAGAGUUGCUCAUGAGCCUCUAUGAUCCCGACCAGUCGAAACUGAUCAGUGAAAAUUACCUGGUUCGUUGGGGCAGUAAUGGGAUGCCGAAGGAAAUUGAGAAACUUAAUAAUCUCCAAGCGAUCUUUACAGACCUGAGCAGCUCUGACCUGAUUAGGCCCAAAAUCAGCUUGGUGUGUCAAAUUGUGAGAGUGGGGCACAUGGAGCUAAAAGAUGGGAAGAAACACACUGGUGGGCUCCGGAGACCGUUUGGGGUGGCAGUAAUGGACAUUACUGAUAUCAUACAUGGGAAGGUGGAUGAUGAGGAAAAGCAACACUUUAUUCCUUUUCAGCAAAUCGCCAUGGAAACCUACAUUAGGCAGCGACAGCUAAUCAUGUCUCCUCUAAUGACUUCCCAUGUGAUCGGUGAGAAUGAGCCUCUCACUUCGGUCUUCAACAAAGUCAUCGCUGCAAAGGAAGUGAAUCAUAAAGGGCAAGGCCUCUGGGUCUCCCUGAAGCUGUUACCUGGAGACUUAGCCCAGGUUCAGAAGGAUUUUUCUCAUCUUGUCGACAGAUCGACUGCAGUGGCUCGCAAAAUGGGAUUCCCUGAGAUUAUUCUGCCCGGUGAUGUUCGAAACGACAUCUACAUCACGCUGAAAGAAGGGGAGUUUGACAAAGGGAAGAAGAAGACUCCCAAGAAUGUAGAGGUCACCAUGUCUGUGCAUGAUGAAGAUGGCAACCUCUUGGAGAAAGCUAUCCAUCCAGGUGCUGGUUAUGAAGGGAUCUCCGAAUACAAGUCUGUUGUUUAUUAUCAAGUCAAGCAGCCUUGCUGGUAUGAAACUGUAAAGGUGUCUAUUGCAAUUGAAGAGGUCAGUCGUUGCCAUCUGAGGUUUACGUUCCGUCACCGAUCAUCACAGGAAUCCAGGGAUAAAUCGGAGAGAGCUUUCGGGGUGGCCUUUGUGAAACUGAUGAAUGCGGAUGGAACAACUCUGCAGGAUGGCAAACACAAUUUAGUCAUUUACAAGGGCGAUAACAAGAAAAUGGAAGACGCUAAAUUCUACUUAACUCUUCCUGGCACAAAAGUGGAGGAGGAGAAGGACGGCCCCCCAGGCAAAAACCUGCACCACUUGGCCAACUUCACGCCCACUAAAGACAGCACGAAGGACAGCUUCCAGAUUGCCACUCUCAUCUGCUCCACCAAACUGACCCAGAACGUUGACCUGCUGGGUUUGUUGAACUGGCGUUCUAACUCUCAGCACAUAGCGCACAACCUAAAGAAGCUAAUGGACGUGGAAGGAGGAGAAAUUGUAAAGUUUUUACAAGACACACUUGAUGCACUUUUCAACAUAAUGAUGGAGAUGUCAGACAAUGAAACAUAUGACUUCCUUGUGUUCGAUGCACUGGUAUUUAUUAUUUCUCUGAUCGGAGACAUCAAGUUCCAGCAUUUUAACCCUGUACUUGAAACUUAUAUUUACAAGCACUUCAGCACCACCCUGGCUUAUGUGAAACUCACCAGAGUACUGAACUAUUACAUACGAAAUGCAGAUGACUCCAGCAAGACAGAAUUGCUGUUCGCUGCCCUGAAAGCCUUGAAGUAUCUGUUCCGAUUCAUCGUCCAGUCACGGGUGCUGUACCUGAGGUUUUAUGGGAAAGACGAAGAUGGGGAUGAGUUUAACAAUGCAAUCCGCAAGUUGUUUUUCUCCUUCAAUGUCCUCAUGGACCGACCGCUAGAGGAGGCUGUCAAGAUUAAGGGCGCAGCUUUAAAAUACUUACCAAGCAUCAUAAAUGACGUCAAACUGGUAUUUGAUCCGGUUGAGCUCAGCAUCCUCUUCAGCAAAUUUAUCCAAAGUAUCCCUGACAACCAGUUAGUUCGGCAGAAACUCAACUGCAUGACCAAGGUAGUGGACAGUGAUCUGUUCAAACAAUCCGAAUGCAGAGAUGCUCUCCUGCCUCUGCUAAUAGAUCAGCUAAGUGGCCAACUGGAUGACAAUUCAAACAAGCCUGAUCAUGAGGCCUGCUCUCAGCUCCUCAGUAACGUUCUAGAAGUGCUUGACCGGAAGGAUGUGGGGCCCACUGCAGUUCACAUCCAGCUGAUCAUGGAGCGCCUGCUGAGGAGAAUAAACCGGACGGUGAUUGGAAUGAGCAGACAGUCUCUGCAUAUUGGUAGUUUUGUAGCCUGCAUGACAGCCAUCCUGAGACAGAUGGAUGAUUUCCACUACAACCACUACAUCAGCACUUUCAAAACCAGACAGGACAUUAUCGACUUCCUGAUGGAAACCUUCAUCAUGUUUAAGGAUCUGAUCGGAAAGAAUGUCUAUGCGAACGACUGGAUGGUGAUGAACAUGAUGCAGAGCAGGGUUUUCCUCCGAGCGGUGAACCAAUUUACCUCGGUGCUCAACCGAUUCUUUCUGGAUCAAGCAAGCUUCGAACUCCAGCUCUGGAACAAUUACUUCCACUUGGCAGUAGCUUUUCUCACUCACGAAUCCCUCCAGCUGGAGAACUUCUCACAGGCCAAACGCAACAAAAUUAUCAAGAAAUAUGGGGACAUGAGGAAAGAGAUUGGCUUCAAAAUAAGGGAUAUGUGGUAUAACCUGGGCCCCCAUAAGAUCAAGUUCAUCCCAUCGAUGGUGGGUCCAAUCCUGGAGGUGACCUUGACACCUGAGUCCGAGCUGCGGAAAGCUGCCAUUCCCAUCUUCUUUGACAUGAUGCAGUGCGAGUUCAACUUCAGUGGGAACAGAAACUUUCAUAUGCUUGAAAACGAGUUGAUAACCAAACUGGACCAGGAAGUGGAAGGGGGCCGAGGGGACGAGCAAUACAAGGCCUUGCUGGAGAAACUCCUUUUGGAGCACUGCCGGAAGCACAAAUACCUGUCGAGUUCUGGAGAAGUGUUUGCUUUGCUGGUCAGCAGCCUGCUUGAAAAUCUCUUGGACUACAGGACCAUCAUGCACGAUGAAAGCAAGGAGAACCGUAUGAGCUGCACUGUCAAUGUGCUGAAUUUUUAUAAGGAGAAGAAACGGGAGGACAUAUACAUCAGGUAUCUGUAUAAACUUCGGGACCUACACAGGGACUGUGAGAACUUCACAGAGGCAGCAUACACUCUGCUUCUCCAUGCAGAACUCCUUAAGUGGUCCGAUAAGCCGUGUGCUCCCCAUCUGCUGCAGAGGGACAGCUACUAUGUUUAUUCACAACAAGAACUCAAGGAGAAACUCUACCAAGAAAUCAUCUCUUUCUUCGACAAGGGCAAAAUGUGGGAGAAAGCAAUCCAGCUAAGCAAAGAGUUGGCUGACAUGUACGAGAACAAAGUCUUUGAUUACGAGGGGCUUAGUAAUCUUUUGAAAAAACGAGCCACAUUUUAUGAGAAUAUUAUGAAGGCAAUGAGACCUCAGCCGGAAUAUUUUGCUGUUGGGUAUUAUGGGAUGGGUUUCCCCUCAUUCCUCCGGAAUAAAAUCUUUAUCUACCGUGGCAAGGAGUAUGAACGGAGGGAAGACUUCAACUUGAAAUUGCUGACCCAGUUUCCAAACGCCGAGAAGAUGACCAGCACUACACCUCCAGGAGAGGAGAUCAAGUCUUCCCCUAAACAGUAUGUGCAGUGCUUUAUAGUGAAGCCUGUGAUGAACCUGCCACCCAACUAUAAAGACAAGCCUGUUCCGGAGCAGAUCUUAAACUACUACAGAGCCAAUGAGGUGCAGCAGUUCACAUAUUCCCGGCCGUUUAGGAAAGGAGAAAAAGAUCCGGAGAAUGAAUUUGCGACCAUGUGGAUUGAAAGAACGACCUACACAACCGCCUACACGUUCCCAGGCAUCCUCAAGUGGUUUGAAGCCAAACAGAUUACGACGGAGGAGAUCAGCCCUUUGAAGAAUGCCAUCGAAACCAUGGAGCUAACCAAUGAGAAAAUCAGCAACAGCGUCCAACAGCAUGCCUGGGAUCGUGCCCUGCCUCUGCACCCGCUCUCCAUGCUGCUGAACGGCAUUGUGGACCCUGCAGUCAUGGGGGGAUACACCAACUAUGAAAAGGCCUUUUUCACGGAGAAGUAUCUCCAAGAACAUCCUGAAGAUCAAGAUAAAAUUGAACUACUUAAGCAAUUAAUUGCCUUACAGAUGCCUUUGCUGGCUGAAGGGAUUAGGAUUCAUGGUCAGAAACUGACUGAGCAGCUGAAGCCCCUGCAUGACAGGCUGACAACCUGCUUCAAAGAGCUGAAGAAGAAAGUAGAGAAGCUCUACGGUGUGAUAACUCUGCCUUCCUCCCUGACGGAGAGGAAGCAGAGCAGGUCAGGCUCCGUGGUAUUGCCUUACAUCAUGUCUUCCACGCUGAGACGGCUGUCUGUCACCUCUGUGACUUCCUCUGUGGUAUCUACGUCCUCCACCUCAUCUGACAGCACCUCCUCCAGGCCAGGAUCUGAUGGAUCCAUUCUCGAGCCUCUCUUGGAGAGAAGGCUGUCGACGGCUUCCAAGGCUGAAGAGCUGCCUGUCAAGGAAGACGCCGAUAACCGGAUUAACAAAUUCAAGCGGAAGGACCGGAGUAUUAGCAAGUCUCAGGUUAUUGUGGAGAAGGAGCCAGAAGCUGAACUGACUUCCAAAACGAGCACAUCAGAAAAAGCACAGAGACCAAAGAGUCUUCAGUUAGGAGACGGCAGACUGACACUGCAUCAGGCUUCCUCACUCCAGCAGUCAACCCCACUCAGCCCGCCCCCCAUCACUCCGAAAACCCCAAGAACCCACAGUUUUCCCUCAUUGCAGGCAGAUGGAUUGGCAACUGCUAACUUCCAGAGCACCCCACCUCCGCCUCCACCCAAGAGCAAACCCUAUGAGAAUAGCAACUCAAGGAACUCUUUGGAGGUUGCCCCACCACUGCCCAGCAGACGUGAAGUCAAACCUCCCCCUCCGCCUCCGAAAGCAAGAAAGUCCAGCGUCGUCUCUUCGGAGCAGGGAUUGCAAUAAGGAUUCCCUCUGCGUACCCUCUAACGCCUUGAGUGAAAUGGGCUGCUUUUCUGUUUCUGACACUCUGGCUCUUUCCAGCCCUAAAGACUGGUGAUCCCAUCUUCCAUUCCCUUCCCUGGGAGUUUUCCCCAGGUAAUUCCAAAAUAAGCCACUUGAACUGUAUAUACUUUGCAUUCCCAAUCCUCUGAUUUUCCUUGCACACAUUAAGACACGAAGCCCUAUGGGGAACUCUGUGAGCUUUAAAAUGGAGGCAGUGUUACCAGAAAUCUGAGACUCGUACCCCAAAAGGGCUUGUCUGUACUGGUGGUCGUUGCACAAGUGAAACGGCGUCAGUGCAAACCCCUUGUGCAGAGUUGCCCCGUUGGUGUAAAAAAGGAUUUGCAGCAGCACUUAAACCGAGGCAAGCCAGGUCCAUACAAAACACUUCUUAUACUGCCCCAGCACGUUUGCAUUACCGGUUGAUACCUAUGCAGCCCCACCGGUGGGGCGGAGGGUCAAGUGGGAGUAAGGGUGCCCUGAUUUGCAUGGAAUGGACCAGAUUACAGUCAUUUCCAUCUGUGAAAUGCAGCCCUGGGAGACGACGGGUCCUAACAUGUGAUGUUCCUCCUCAAUUCAAGCGGCCUCAUGAGGUUCUGAGUGUGUCUUGAGACCUGCUGGGAGCAAAAAUGAACAUCACCUGCAGGACCCCAAUGUCUCUGCUGGUCACCCCGUGUAUUAAAGGUGAGGGCAGGUUGCUCACACUUGGGCCAACAGUGGUGGUAGCUCACUCCCAGUGGAGAGUUUGGGUUCACCAGCGCUGCCUCAGACCUUUGCUUUUGAUCCUUGUUUGAAGACCGCAAAGCAGUUGAUGCUCCGCUUGUGUUGUCCCACCUCCUCAGCCUGUGUGCCCUCGGGACACACUACGACACCCCCCCCUUUUUUUUUUUAAAUAAUUGAACAAUGGUGCAAAAAAGUCCUCUCUCCUGUGGUACUCGUUGCUUUAGCAUUAACAGGUUGCAGUUAUCGGCAUGGGCAGCUCAUCAAGAGGACAGAGAUUAUGUCUCCAUUGUGAGGAAGGACCCACGCCGUGGCCGCAGCUGGCCCGGGUCAGCUGACUGAAGCUCCCGGGGCUUGGGCUGCGGGGCUAUAAGACAACAGUACAGAGGUUCAGGCUGGGGCUGGAGCCUGGGCUCUGGGGGACCCCACGAGUGGGGAGGGUCUCGGAACCCGGACCCCCAAGCAUCUACACUGUUGACGUUAGCAAGUGUGAAAAAUCAGCACACUUUUUUUUCCGGGGAUGGGGGUGGGGGGUUAGUUGUGUAUAUAAGACAAAGUCCCUGAUAUCAGGACGUUUGGUCACCCAAGUUGACCUCGGCUCUGAGACUUGGUUUUUAUCACAGUAUAGAUGUACAUCUGAAUCUCGUAACCCAAGCUCAAUAACCAUUAGCUUUUCAAGUCCCAGUUGAACUCUUGGCCGACAACCUUCCAAUCCAUGCACUCACAAACACACCCCCUUACUGUACCCUGUUGUUGCAACUCUCCUUGUGCCUUUUGUCUGGGAGCUUCCAUUGUGUUCUGCACACAAAACGCUUGGCCUAACUUUUAACAAUCACUAAACUCAAAUGAGUCGCACCUAGGCCUGAGAGGGACGUGAAAGACUGGGCCGUUCACCCUGAAGUUUCUGGUUUCUUGGGUUGCUCCGGUUCCUUGUGGGCUGUGUUUGGUGAAUUUGACAAUUAUGCUGUUUAGGGAUAUUUUAUGGAAUUGGUUCUAAUUCUUCUCUCUUAAUUAGUUAUUCCUUUCUUCUGUUGUUUUCAGUGGAUGGCAGCAGCAUUCUGUUUAAUAAGUUUUCACUGCCUGAUAGUCUAAAUUUUCCCUUCUAUAACUUCAUUCCAUUACUCCUAUUUAUACUGCCACUUGCCACCCUAAAUAAUUCCUUCCUCUGCUUGGUGUCAAUAUCCUUCAAAAGCAUGUAGACCAGUUUUGCGGUCCCUCCCUCAGGGCGUGAUCCAGAGACCGCUGGAGUCUAUGGGCAUCUUUCUAUUGAAUUUGGCGGGCUUUGGAUCAGGCCCUUCAUCAUCACUUGUCCCAAUAGGUAGGUCAUUAUCAUAACUCUUGUAAUCUUGUUUCAUAAAUCACUCUCUCCAGCACCCUGCUCAUUUUCAUCGCUCUGAACUCUGUCCGUAUUUUUCUGGUCACAUGAUGAUCUGAAUAGCUGAGGUCAAUUUUAAAAUGUGUGCUUGUUCUUUUUAGCUCUGCAAAACAAAUGAAAGAACUAGGUGGACUAUAUUCUGCAUUCCCUUUCUCUGUCUCGGCUUGUAUAUUAUGAUUAUCACCCAAGUAUCUUAAGUUAUGUCUACACUACAAUAAAAAGUCCAUGGCACCGAGACUCAAAACCCGGGUCAGUUGACAUGACCUCCCAGGACUUGGGCUGCAGGGCUAAAAAUAUCAGUGCAGAUGUUUGGGCUGGGAAUGUAGCCCGAGCCCAGACUUUGAGGUCCUCCCCACUGUGGGGUCUCAAAGCCUGGACUCCAGAUCGAGCCCAGUCAUCUACGCUGAAAUUUUAUAGCCCCACAGCCCGAGCCCAAGUCAGCUGAUGCAGCCAUGCCCUGAGUCUUUACUGCAAUGUAAACAUACUCUGUGUGACUGGAUCAAAAACCCUUCUGCUAAGUUCUGAUUGCUGAAUCCUUAUGCCUCUCGUGAUGAUUUUGGUUCAGCCCUGUCCUAGCAAUGGAUCCACCUGCAAAUGUGGUGGCAAUUCAGAUCUGGAGCCAAACUUUGCAAGUGGAGCAGAGCUUUGGUUCGGGACCAUCUCUAAUUAGAAGGCCAGAUCCUCCAGUGGUUUAAAUCAUAUAGAGCCACUGAAAACACUGCUGAGGAUGUGGCCUGCAAUAUUCAAAACAUUUAUCAUAUUUUUAACAUAGGCCAUUUCAACAUAAUUUCUCUUGCUAUUGCUAUACAAACUAGUUUCAUUACCUCAUUGAAAAACAAAAGGCUUUUAAGCCUUAGUAAAACACUGUCCAAUAGUAUAGCAAUCUUAUUGUAAUUAUUUUUAUUCAGACUGGAACUAUCCGAUCUUCUGUAAUAUGUUUCUUUGGUGUCUGUUUGGAUGAAAACAGAAACCUGCAGAAACUGCAUUCACUGUGCUGCCCGUAUGGCUCCCUAAACAGAUUGCAUUCAUUAAAGGCUCAUAUCAGAUUCACAUCACAAAAUAAGUUGGAGACAUUUUAGAAGUCACACUGCAGUCACAUCAUAUAUGCCUACAGCUGUGUUUGCUAUAGUGCACACACAACUGUCUUUUGGGCAGCUGCCUUCUCCAGGGAAAGCUCUGAAAACCUUUCUGAACAUCUUGACCAUAUUCCACCCCUGCCUCCAAUCCCCAGGGCAUCAUAGAGAUUGUCAGUUCCACAUUACAUUCUUGGACACAGACAUUGCUUGACUUGAAAACCUCAGGGUUUUCUUUUUUUGUUCCUCCCCCCGCCCCGACUUUUCCUGCCAUCCCUGAUACACGCGCACACAAAAUCCUGAAAUCCUUACUCAAAACCCUCACUGAAGUCCAUAAGAAUUUUGUCUGAGCGAGGACUGUAGGGUCUGGUACAAGUGAAUAGCGUGUGUGCAUAUUUCACCUUGUCUUAAUUGUCACCUUUCCAGUACUCCACCGAUCAGCCAGUAUCAGCCACAUACUUACUUAAUUUCCUUGCAAAAGAGGGAAUAUUCCGAGCACAAAAUGGAUGUCAUGGUACAUUUCCUCUCGCUCUUUAUAUCAGGCGGAAAGCAUGAAUGUUUGCAAGAACUACAGCAAGUGGCUUUUCCCACCAUGAGUAAGAGAGCUAGGCAGGGAUAUUGCAGUACUGUCUGGUUCAUGUCUAGUUUUAUUUCUGUGUUUUGAUCUACUCCAUUAGCCUGGUAUAUUUUGGAUGCUUGCCAACUGUAUGUAAGAGGAGAAAUGGGCCUGAUCAAAAAGCCCAGAUUUGAACAACCCUCAAAUUUGGAAAGAACUUUGCAGCCUUAACUCUAGAAUGAGCCAAACUCAAAACCUCAAUCCAGACACCCCCGAACUUUGGAUCCAAAUCUGACCUCUAGCAACAUUUCCUCCUUCCAGCUCUGUUUUAAAUUCCUGUUCUUUCCCAUUUUUCAGCCUUGGUACGGAGAGGAUUGAUGGACAAAGUACCUGGUAUGUAAGGGGUUAAAACUCUGCCAUCCAGAGAGAGCUGCUAACUGUUAGGAUUGUCAGCAGUUACUUUCCCUCCUGCUUGUUGUAACUCAACAGCACUAACACCCGAGUUACCAAGCGGCUAAACUAAUCACCUAAGGCUAACACAGACAGGAGAGCUGUAGGAAGCUCUGUCUAUUGACUCUGAACUUCAAGAAGCUUCAGGCUUUUUUUGUUGUUGUUUUGUGGAGCUGUGGCUGAUACAAGCCACAGUUUGAUUCUUGGCCUUCAUUAUGGGUUGAGCUCUUAAACAGGUUGUUCUCUGGUACCAACUUGCCUAACAACUUCCUUACGGUUUGCCUUGAUGUGUUGGCUGCACAAUUCAGGCUUUGCUUCUUGAUGGUGUGUCGUCUGGCCAGUUUGAGAUUGUUUAGACCUCACUUCUACAGGACGGGGACAGGGCAGCUGGUGCAUAAGGAGGAUGUGGAGGAUUUGAGAGGUACUGUGUAUUUCCUUCAUCUUUAAACUGUCACUUGAGGAUGGGGGCCAAUAGUUGGGGGAGGUUUUUUUUGCCAUGUCUUCAAUCUGUCUCUAACUUGUGUUAGCCUCUCCUACUCCCUUUCUUCUCAUUGGGUGGAAAACAUGCUCAUGAAUGGAAGUUUGUUUCCUUAGAGGUGUAUUGCUGACUGGGCUCAAGGGGUCAGAUCCUCAGCUGGUAUAAUUCAGAUUGUCUCUGUUGAAGACAAGGGGCAAAAUUUUCAAGUAUCAAAGUGAUUUAGGAGCCUUGUUCCCAUUUUCAGAAGAGACAGAGGCGCUUAACUGCCAGAUUUUUAAAGGUAUUUAGGCAUCUAAGGAUUAAAUCUGUGGGAGCUUGGCAUUUCUGAAAAUCCCACAAGAUACCUUAUCUGCAUCAUUAGGCUCCUAAAUAGCUUUGAAAAUCUGGCCCUUAGAAACCUAAGUUUCAUGGAAAGUAAAUGGGACUUAGGCACCUAAAUCCAUUUUGAUAAGGGGAGUUAAGCUUCUAAAUUCUUGGAAUGCUUUUGAAAAUUUUACCCAGUCUCUCCCAAGGAUGACAAAAAAACAAGUCCCACCAUGAUAUAAUCAGUCCACGGCAGAAAUGAAAGCUUACUUCUGUGCUGACCGUAACGUUAAAAAACCCAAACCUGGAAACCAAAAAUCUAGUCUGCAUUGAAAUAUAUACGUAAUGUCACUUCCUAGCUACGCUGUUCAAAAUGAGUGUUAGGUUUUGAGUCCCAGAACCUUUUAAAUCCCAAUUGACAGUUUUCCUAAAAGAUCUGCUUUAGUUCGGACAAGAAUUAUUUUAGGGAAGUUCCCUGGCGUGCAUUAUACAGGAGGUCCGACUAGAUGAUCACAAUGGUCCCUUCUGGCCUUGCUAGUCUAUUCACAUUUUUUCCACUGAGAAAUUUGUGUGACCCUUGCUUUUUGGGUGCUUUUUAAUUAAAAUUUGUAAUGCCAGGAUAAAUUUGAUUUAAAAUAUUACAGGUUCUUAUCCAUGCCUGGGGGAGAAAUGGGCACUUUUCCCUUUCAGUGGAUUAUUAGAUUAGGAAAGGAGGUUGACUCAAGUGAAAAGUGUUCUGGGCGGAGCAGUGGCAGACAAUGCAGCCGUGCCUAUCGAGAAGGAGUGGAAAAUUUGCAUCUAAUAAACUUUCCUACUUUGUGCCAGCCAGCAUACCUUCCACAAAUGAACCGUGAGUUAGACUUGUAGUGAUAAUGUAGGAUUCAUUGCUCCAGACUUACUGUCCUUAUUUAUUUUUAUAAUUGUAAAUGGAAAUAUUAAAAAGACUGAUAUGUCUGUAAUUUAACUGUAAUUUUUUUGGGGGGGUAGUGAAAACAUUCCUGACUACGGCUGGUUCCCUGUUUCAAUCCCAGCUGUUUGUUAAAAGCUGUUCUAUCAUAUAUAUGUCGCUGUUUUCAUUUCCAGCAACAGCUGUAGACCAAACUAUGUAACUGCCCCGCAAGAACCUCCCUCUAAGAUUCCAGGGGAACCUGAAAACACCUGCGUAGCAUGGUCAAACUGAUCUUCUGACAUUAAAGGGAGUGACUUUCAAAUGCACACGCCCAGUGUUGGCCUAACUCGGGCCAGGUUUACACUACACACUUCAGUGUAACUAGGUCGCUCAGGGGUGUGAAAAAUCCACACCCCUGAGCAAUGAAGUUAUAUGGACCACAUAGACAGCACUAUGUCAGCAGGGGAGUUUCUCCUGCCAACGUCGCUACCACCUCUGCCAGAGGUGGAGUAACUAAGCUGAUGCGUGAGCUCUCUCCUGUUGGCUUAGAACAUCUUCACAGUGCCACAGAGGUGUAGCUGCACUGUUUGUAGUAUAGACUGGCCCUCAGCUUCCACUGUGUCCCACUAGCGUAAUAGCCUAAUGAGAACUGAGUUAAGAUCAUCAUGCCACAUACCGUUAACAUAUACAGAUGAUGUUGGCCUGAUCUGUCUCCCUGUAUGUGUUACUUAAUGACAUUGGUAUUAUGACCAUUUAAUACCAGCAGUAGGGGAUAUGUUCCUCUUGAAUGCCAGGGAAACUUACUUUUAUGUUGCGGCAUAACAUGACCAGGUUGAUUCCUUGGAGGUACUUGACUUGAUUAUUUAAGUUUUUAAAACCACUGUGGGCUGCAAGUAGCUUCAUAGCCCCCUGCAGCUGACUCACCCAUACACACAGCUUUUCAACUGGUUCUGAAGACAGGGCCAGAGCCAAGCUUUGGAAAAGGGAUUCUGUGCCUCUGAUUAAAUAGCAUAUUAUUUACUGAGACUGUAAAGCAAGGUGUACAAAUGUACGUGUUUGGAAAACAGUGUGUUUACUGUUGUAAAGUUUGUAAAUAUUUUUUUAAAUAAAUGUAGAUUGAGCAAACUGGGGAAAAAACA